CUCUUUUUCACCAUGAGAUUACCACUGCUCGGCCUGCUACUGGGCUUCGUCUCCUUGGUUGCAGCGGUUUCGACACAGGGGAGCAAAUUGCUAGUGGUGAUUGAGAACGAUGCGGACAAGAGCAAGUACUCGCAGUUCUGGAGCGACUUGGAAGGUAGAGGCUUCCAAAUAACGUACAAAGCGCCCAAAGACUCGUCUCUCUCACUCUUCGCUCACGGCGUUCCCGCGUACUCACACCUCCUCCUUCUCCCUGUCAAGUCCAAAGGUCUGGGACCUGCCUUGACCCCCAAUCUCCUCGUCGAUUUCGUCAAUCAGGGCUCCAAUGUCCUCCUCGCCCUCACCGCCGAGCAAGCCACUCCCUCCGCCGUCAGCAGUCUGCUCCUCGAAUUGGACAUCCACAUCCCAGCCGACAGGACGAGCGUUCUGGUCGACCACUUCAACUACGAUGUAGACACCUCGGCAGAGAAACACGAUGUCAUCUUGAUGAACAGUCCCAUUGCUCCAAAAGCUGGCGUUGCGAACUUCUUCGCUACUGAUGGACACAUCGCUUUCCCGCAUACAGUUGGACAAACUUUGGGCAAUGCCUCUCCAUUGUUGGCACCCAUUGUCAAGGCGCAUUCGCCGACAUACAGUUACAACCUCAAGGAGGAGGGCGACGGAGUCGAGGAUGUCUGGGCCACUGGCUGGCAGAUCAACCUCGUUUCGUCCUUCCAAGCUCGCAACAGCGCUCGCUUCACCGUUUUGGGAUCCGCCGAAGCACUGGAGGAUAAAUGGUUUGACGCGACCGUAUCAACACCCCGCAUGAAAGGCAAGCGAGAAAAGAGCGGGAAUCGCAACUUCGCGAAGAAACUUUCCGCGUGGACGUUCAAAGAGCUAGGCGUGUUGAAGGUCGGAAACAUCAAGCACUACCUCGCCGAGGGUACGCAGAAGAACAUCGCCAACACCAGCGAGGUGCCAUCCCUCGACCUCAACCCUUCCAUCUACCGCAUCAAGAACAACGUGCACUACGAGAUCGAAGUGAGCGAAUGGGAUAUGGAUCAAUGGGUGCCGUUCACCCCACCUGCCGAUGAUGAACUGCAGCUUGAGUUCAGCAUGCUCUCGCCUUUCCACCGCUUGAAUCUGCAAAGCAAGGGCCAAACUGCGGACGCCAGCAUCUACGCCGCGGAAUUCAAACUUCCCGAUCAGCAUGGCAUCUUCAACUUUUUCGUGGAGUAUCGCCGGCCAUUCUUUACGAAUCUGGAGGAGAAGCGCACAGUCACGGUCAGGCAUUUCGCUCACGAUGAGUGGCCGAGAAGUUUUGUCAUCUCUGGUGCGUGGCCGUGGAUUAGUGGGAUCUGGGUGACAGUUGCGGGGUGGUUGGUCUUUGUGGCUGUGUGGCUGUACAGCAAGCCAGCGGACGAGAAGGUGAAGACGAAGUGA
This is a messenger RNA of Zymoseptoria tritici IPO323, 1419 nucleotides long. RefSeq lists its product as uncharacterized. The transcript is spliced from 2 exons. Gene Ontology annotation, cellular component: oligosaccharyltransferase complex; endoplasmic reticulum membrane. Bases 13 to 1419 code for a protein of 468 amino acids. The record is from RefSeq and is a predicted model, not a curated record. NCBI's taxonomy places the organism in Eukaryota, Fungi, Ascomycota, Dothideomycetes, Mycosphaerellales, Mycosphaerellaceae.